This is a messenger RNA of Letharia lupina, 1266 nucleotides long. RefSeq lists its product as uncharacterized. Lineage: Eukaryota; Fungi; Ascomycota; Lecanoromycetes; Lecanorales; Parmeliaceae. Gene Ontology annotation, cellular component: mitochondrion. Gene Ontology annotation, molecular function: isocitrate dehydrogenase (NADP+) activity; magnesium ion binding; NAD binding. Gene Ontology annotation, biological process: isocitrate metabolic process. The coding region runs from base 1 to 1266 and encodes 421 amino acids. The transcript has a single exon. The record is from RefSeq and is a predicted model, not a curated record.
AUGGCUACCACAAACAAAAUCAGAGUCAAGAACCCAAUCGUCGAACUAGAUGGCGAUGAGAUGACCCGCAUCAUCUGGAAAGACAUCAAAGAAAGAUUUAUUCACCCUUACCUUUCGGUCGACCUAAAAUACUACGACCUCGGCCUCCCCUACCGCGACGAAACCAACGAUCAAGUCACCUUAGAUGCCGCAGAAGCAAUCAAGAAAUACUCUGUAGGCGUCAAAUGCGCGACCAUCACCCCCGACGAAGCGCGUGUGAAAGAAUUCAAGUUGAAGCAGAUGUGGUUGAGCCCCAAUGGCACGAUACGGAACCAGCUUGGGGGAACAGUGUUCAGAGAACCAAUCGUCAUACCCAGGAUACCGAGGCUGGUGCCGGGGUGGAAGAAACCGAUUAUCAUUGGGAGACAUGCUUUUGGAGAUCAAUACCGCGCUAAAGAUAUGGUCGUUUCGGGUCCCGGGACAUUGAGGAUGGUGUACACGCCGAAGGGAGGAGAGCCGGAACGGAUAAAAGUGUUUGAAUUUGGAGAGGGAGGCGGGGUUGCGCAGACACAAUACAACACGGACGAAUCGAUACAGGGAUUUGCUCACGCCAGCUUCAAGCUUGCUUUGAGCAAAGCUCUACCGCUAUAUCUGAGCACAAAAAACACUAUACUAAAGAAAUACGACGGGAGGUUCAAGGAUAUUUUCCAGGAGGUAUACGAGAAGGAAUAUGCGUCGCAGUUUGAGGACAAGAAGAUAUGGUAUGAGCAUCGGCUGAUUGAUGAUAUGGUUGCGCAGAUGAUGAAAUCGUCUGGUGGAUAUAUCAUGGCGUUGAAGAAUUACGAUGGAGAUGUGCAAUCAGAUAUCGUGGCGCAAGGCUUCGGGUCGCUGGGUCUCAUGACCUCCGUGCUCAUCACACCUGAUGGCAAGACGUUUGAGUCGGAAGCAGCGCAUGGCACGGUGACACGACAUUUCAGGGAGCACCAGAAGGGCAAUGCUACAUCCACCAAUCCUAUAGCGUCGAUCUUUGCAUGGACCCGAGGACUCGUGCAGAGAGGCCAGCUUGAUGAUACGCCAGAGGUGGUAAUAUUUGCGGAGAUUCUUGAGCAGGCGUGUGUGGAUACCGUUGGUAAGGACAACAUCAUGACGAAGGACCUGGCUCUGGCGUGUGGCUUGACAGAGAGGAAGGAUUAUGUCACGACGCAUGAGUAUAUGGAGGCAGUGGAGAAGAGGAUGAAGCGUAAGCUAAAGGAGAAAUUGUCAAGCUCGCUAGGCUUGAGUGCUUGA